CUCUUCUGGUAUCAUCAUUCCUCUGAACCUACUGAAAUCUCUCCCCCCCUCUCGCUCUCUCUCUGCUUUUCUAUACAUGGCAACCUCUCUACUGUCACCUGUCUCAGUCCCGAAUCCGGGAAUUGGGGGAACCACUCAUGGUCUCAGGAAGUCCCCUUUCCUUUCCAACACCAAGCUUUUCUUCUUUACAUCCUUUUCUUCUCCAUCUGCUUUUCACUCCAGGAAACAAGGACUUCGUGGAUGCUAUAAAUCUCCCUCUGCAAAGUCCCUUGACCACAUACCGAAGAAGUUCAGGCAGGAGAAUCUCAAGGAUGGAUUGAUAGAAAAUUACAAAAAUGCACCCCAAUACCUAUAUGGUCUUCCUCCUUCACAGAUGGACAUGUUUAUGACUGAAGAUGGUCCAAUUCGCCGACAGUCCGAAAUAGUUACAGAGGAAAGCAUUUCAUCUGCAAGCAACUAUUUGGAUCAGGGGGGAAUGUGGAGCCUGUCUAGCAAAAAUGAUAUGGGGCCUUAUGAUAUGAGUGUGAGCAUGUAUCGUGGAGGUGCUGCAGGAUACGGAAGACCUGAAACUGCUCCUCCUGAUUUGCCUUCUUUGCUUUUAGAUGCUAGGAUAAUCUAUCUAGGCAUGUCGAUUGUACCAGAAGUGACUGAGCUCCUUGCUGCUCAGUUUAUGUGGUUGGAUUAUGAUAACCCUUCGAAGCCUAUAUAUUUAUACAUAAAUUCAACUGGAACCCAGGAUGAGAAUCAGGAGACUGUUGGUUCUGAAACAGAUGCCUUUGCUAUUGCUGACACCAUUUCUUACUGUAAAUCAGAUGUAUACACGAUCAACUGUGGCAUGGCGUUCGGUCAAGCAGCGAUGAUUUUUUCUGCUGGAACCAAGGGUUUUCGUGGUGUGCUGCCAAAUUCAUCAACAAAGUUAUAUUUACCCAAAGUCAGCAAAUCCAGUGGAGCUGCAAUAGAUAUGUGGAUUAAGGCUAAGGAAUUGGAUGCAAAUGCCGAUUACUACAUUGAGCUAUUGGCGAAAGCAACUGGGAAACCCAAGGAAGAGAUUGCCAAGGACAUCCAGCGACCUAAAUAUUUCCAAGCACAAGAAGCCAUAGAUUAUGGCCUUGCAGACAAGAUACUUAGCACAGAGGAUGUUGCAUUUGAAAAACGGGAUUAUGAUGCUAUGCUUGCUCAAACAAAUGCCAUGAAGAGAGCGGGACAAAGUCCGCAAGCAGCUCCAUCAGGAUUUGGUAAAAUGUAAAUGGUGAAGCAGUAGCAUCGUGCUAUAAUACCAUGUAGGUUCUUAAGCUAGACUGCUCGUGUUUGGUAUAUGAGGCCAUGAAAGCCUCGUUAAUUUUGGGGUUUUUUUAUUUGAUCCUGUCAUAACAGUGCGACGAUCUCUCUUAUAUGAUCAGGUAGCUUAAGCUAGAUUUUCUGUUUCUACUUACUGUAUAUCAAACAAAAGAUAGGCGCCGUUCACUUUUAACACUGAAAGAUUUUUUUGUUACAAA
Tripterygium wilfordii is the source of this 1496-nucleotide messenger RNA. RefSeq names its product ATP-dependent Clp protease proteolytic subunit-related protein 1, chloroplastic. Gene Ontology annotation, cellular component: endopeptidase Clp complex. The transcript has 9 exons. NCBI's taxonomy places the organism in Eukaryota, Viridiplantae, Streptophyta, Magnoliopsida, Celastrales, Celastraceae. Gene Ontology annotation, biological process: protein quality control for misfolded or incompletely synthesized proteins. Bases 77 to 1246 code for a protein of 389 amino acids. The record is from RefSeq and is a predicted model, not a curated record. Gene Ontology annotation, molecular function: ATPase binding; serine-type endopeptidase activity; ATP-dependent peptidase activity.